CUUUGAAGUAAUCAUUCAGUUAAAAUUUGUGUAGCUGGGUAGAACAUAGUCAAAGACAUGAACCUAGUAAUUAUUUUUGAACGAAGAAGAGGAGUAGUGUCAGUGAUAAAAUGUCAAUUACUGUGAUUUGACAGUUUCAGUCCAAUUUUAAUUACAUUUUAGAUUAAUGAAUCCGUUUACCAACUUUUUAUUUUAUUAAUUACAUCUAAAAUGUCGUCGCCUAACGACCUGAAGAAUUCAGAGCUUCUAAAAAGCGAAGUCGAAAGAUUAACUAGAGAAUUAGACCAAGCCAGUAGUGAAAAAGUACAAUCAGCCCAAUACGGUCUAGUUUUACUUGAAGAAAAGAAAGAACUUCAACAAAAAUGUGAAGAAUUUGAAGCUCUAUACGAAAAUACAAAACAUGAAUUAAAUAUUACUCAGGAAGCUCUUGCUAAGUUUCAGACCAGUCAUAAGGUAACUACGAAAACGGGAAUUGAAUCUGAAGAAUCUUUAUUGAAUGAAUCGGCAGCUAGAGAAUCGUCCUUAACUUUACAAAUAUUAGAAUUAGAAAAUGAAGUUAAACAGUGUAGGCAUGAGUUGGAAAGAGUUACUGCUGAACGAGACCGAAUGCUUCAAGAAAACAAUGACAUGGGUAAAGAUAAAGAAGACAGAAACAUGGAAUGUAAAAAAUUACGUGCUGAAUUAAGAGAAGUAAAAUUCAGGGAAAAUCGUCUCAUAUCAGACUAUUCAGAACUUGAAGAAGAGAAUAUUGCCUUACAAAAACAAGUUUCUGCUUUGAAGAGUUCACAGGUUGAAUUUGAGAGCUUAAAACAUGAAAUAAGGAGAAUGCAAGAGGAAAUGGAUUUGUUGAAUUUACAGUUAGAAGAGGUUACUAAUUUGAAAAAAAUUGCAGAGAAACAUAUGGAAGAAGCUUUGGAAUCAUUACAGAGUGAACGUGAGGCAAAAUACGCCUUGAAAAAAGAACUGGACCAACAAAUCAACCGUGAAUCAUUCUAUAAUAUCAACAAUCUAGCGUAUCGCAUUCGCGGUAUGGCUGGUGAAGAUGCGGUUAGUAGUGACUGCGAAGACGAUCUUCCAGGCUUGAAACACAUCGAGGCGACCAUUUGCAGCGAAGUGCAAUCUCCGGACGGCAAGCAAGUGGACCUUUUCUCCGAAGUACAUCUUAAUGAGCUGAGAAAGUUGGAAAAGCAGCUGGAGAGUUUGGAGAAGGAUAAAUUGACAUUGACACAGAAUUUGAGGGAGAACCAAGGUUUGAUUGAGAAGAGCCAAGGGGAAUUGCAGGUAUUCGUGGCCCGUUUGACCCAAUUAGCUGCCCAUGUGGAUUCCUUACAACACUUAGCCCAAACGGCCGACAAAAAUCUAGCGAAACCAGCAGAAGAAGCAUCUAGGGCUCUCCAGCAAUACCAACAGUGGUUCAAAAUGUCCUCCAAAGAAAUCGAUCUUCUAAAGCGGGACAUCAAAGAACUAGAAAACCUCACUAACAUCUCAGAUUCAACACUUCAGCUCCGUAACGAAAUAACUAACCUUAAAAACAAGUUGUUUGACACCGAACAGAAGAGUAUCGAUCUGGACGGGGAUCUUAAAUUGUUGAGAGAUUUCGCUUGCGAGGCCGGCGCUUCCUUGGAUGAAAGCCAAAAUUCGUUGCAAGGGGUUUCUGAAGAUCUGGCACAGUUGUACCAUCAUUUGUGCACUAUAAAUGGACAGACACCGUCUAGAGUUAUAUUGGAUCACGAAAAAGAAGCACAAACGCCAAUGACUGAAACAGCACCAUCAGCUAUAGGAGAAAUGUCAAAAAUAGAAUUAUUAAGGAGCAGAUUAAAAAAUGACAUUCCAUUACACGAUUUAGAACCAUUAAAUGAUACAACUGUUCUAUCGAGAAAUGUAUCGACCAUUGUUGAUCAGAUUAAACACUUAAGAACAGCUGUGGAAAGUACUAUAGAACUAAGCAAGAAUAAAAGAAGCAAUACUGAUGAUUCAUAUGGAUCUUCUCGGGAUGAGUCCAGUGAAUCGGAAAUUCAGGAAUUGCAAGAACAAGUGGUAAGGUUGAAGAGCUUGUUAUCCACAAAACGAGAACAAAUUGCCACCCUACGAACAGUACUUAAGUCCAACAAAAACACUGCCGAAGUGGCCCUCACCAAUUUAAAGGGCAAAUAUGAAAAAGAGAAGACCAUCAUUUCAGAAACCAUGAUGAAAUUAAGAAACGAAUUGAGGCUACUUAAAGAAGAUGCAGCAACAUUCUCGAGUCUCCGUGCAAUGUUCGCCGCCCGUUGCGAGGAAUACGUCACUCAAGUGGAUGAACUGCAACAGCAACUGAGUGCAGCUGAGGACGAGAAGAAAACUCUAAACCAACUCCUUCGACUGGCCGUACAACAAAAACUGAACAUCACCCAACGAUUGGAAGAGCUCGAAGUCGAUCGGGAGAUUCGGAACGCCGCCCGCCGUCCCAACAACAGAAACUACUCCAGGGGCGGCCGGUCGGGCGGGAGAGACGUCUUUUAGCGGAGAUCGAGGCUAUCUGUUUACGCGCUAGCCUUUCUCACGACUUUUUUUAGAUUAUAGGACGCGCCUCGAAGGCCGGAAGACUGCUAAAAAACAUGGUAAGUUAACUAAACUUUUUCCAGAUUACAAAUUUUUAAACGGUUUAAAUAACAUUUAGGGUAAGGGUAUAAAGGUAUUUUGUAUAAUUUUAAAUACAUUCUUAAUAAAAAUUGUAUCACAUCGAUUAACAACGAUGAUUUAAAUUGCUAAAGAUAAAACCACCAAAUUGUUUGAUUUCUGAUAUAUAAGAGCUGUUCUGACAAAAAUUUUGAUGUUUAUAUUGGCUUAAGGCUACAAAAUACUUCUUCAUUCUUUGAAACCAUCUUUUAAAAAUGGUGAAACAUUUUUAUUAAGGCAAGUUAUGAAGGAUUUGCUGAAACAUAUUUAUGCUUGAAAGUGAGAGGAAAUAAAAUGCUUGAAAUUAAUGAAAGAUAAAUAUUGGGGGAAAAUUUUCAUCCUCGUAAAAAUUCAUGUUCUUGAAAUCAAAUUCACCAAAAUUUGAAGGGAAUUUUCUUUCAAAACUUUCUUCUACUUUUUGGUAGAUAAAAUAGAAAUAAUGAGAGAAUUUAAUUCACAAGCGCAUGAAAUAUGUGUCAUAAUUUAAACAAAACCAAAAUAUAAUCAUAACCUUCUUUACGGUUGUAUGUUUUUAGUGAGAUAUUUUUAUAUAUUUGCAUUAUUUACUUUCCUUUUAAAAGGGGUUUUGGACGCGAAAAUAAUAUUUAUUCGUCCUUUAAGACAAAAAAGAUAUAUCUAGGGCAAGUCAAAGUUAAAAUAUUACAAAUAUAUUACACAAAAUAAAGAUGUAUUUUAAAAAAAAAUCCCUUUAAAGCUACCAUUUCGCAAGCUGAGACCGAGACCAACUUCAAAACGUGUCUGAACACAUGUAAUUAUAUGAAACGCAUUUCGAUAGACGCGACCGACGGCAUCAGAUUUAGUAUGGCAAUAUUUGCUGCCUCACUGGUGUCUCGGUCUCCUGUCGUUUGUCGCGCGUUCUCAAAAUGGUACCUUAAAAUGAGCAAUUUUGUUCACAAUUGGGGUAUAUUAGUUUUACAUGAAGCAGGACUGAACUCCACAAGAUGAACAUCCAACUCAAAAAUUGUCAUUUACACCUAUUGACGCUUCCAUUUUGGGACACAGUGUAUAUUAACAUCGCAGAAAAAUACCGCUAACACAAAACAUAAAUGACGUUAUUUUUUUGUUUAAUUUCUGCACCUUCUUGAAUCGAAUUCACUCGUUAUUUUAAUUGUAUCUACCUAAAAGUAAAAGAAAAUUUUGGGAGAAAAUUCUAGAACAUGAAUUUUUACGAGGAAGUAGAAAUUAAAAAUGUUCUCUGUAUAUUUCUCUUUUCCCAGUUUUAAGCAUUCAGACACUCAGCUCUUUGUUAAUCUUCUAAUGUACACCAACCAGGAUUCUCGAAACCAAUAACUAAUUAUAGAUGAAACUAUUAUGAUAAAGACUAUCACCUCUUCUACUACCUUUGUUUAUAUGCCUAACUUUGAUCUUAUAGAAUUUUACUGAAAAACUGUCAAAACGAAUGGGCCGUUAACUGUCAAAUGGGCUCACUAAUAGCGGAUUCGACUGCCUGCAUUAAUGCGCAUUUAGUUCGACUUUUUUAAGUGGUGUCUGUUCGACUGGCAGAACCUAAUUAAUUAAAAGUCAAUUAUUGCAUUCGACUCAAAUUGCUCGGUACCAAGGCAUAGUGAAAUUUUUGUUCGACUGGCAGACGCUCUUGCUCAAAGGUCGAAUUUUUUGGAACUGUACUUUUUUUUCAGUGCCAGUGUCAUUUCGGAGGUUAGGAAUUGCUUAAUAUUUUUAAAUAUAUUACCAUCUUUAUUUUUAUUAUUAGUGGGAAUGGAAAAUCUUUGAAAUUAAUAGAGAUUUAAUUUUUGGUUUGGCAAAUAUAAAUAAAUAUCGUUAAAAAUUUGUUAGAAACCUGAAAUGUCAAGUGCUAACUGUGCCAGUCGAAUAACGAUAAAGAUGCGCUACACCAAUUUCGAACUCUAGCUCGUGCUUGCUGUGUGCACUGCUAGAUAUAAAUUUGAAUUAUAAAAAUGCUGUCCAAAAUCAAUUCAGAACUAAAAGCGCUUUGUCAUCGAGCAAGAGCAUUUGAGUCGAAUCCGCUAUAAGUAUAACCAAUACUAAAAUUUUACAGAACAGCCGUCGUAAAACCUAAAGGGUCAGUAAACUCUUAUUUUUUGAUUUUUCACAAUAAUUUUAUCUUAUUGUAGUUUUUUUACACCAUUUGAUAUCAAGGUUGUUUUCAGAAUGUAGAAAUGUCCAAAAUACCAAACAAUACUCUAAUAAUAUUAGGUGGUGGUGCAAUUAUAUAUAAACGUUUCAUAAAAUUUAUAACUGGAGAAGGAAAGUUAAACUGACCACAUAGAAACAAUUUGGGAGUUUCCAUACAUCUCUUUUGAAUUGAUUUUGAACUGCAACUCAAACGUGCAACCAUGAGAAAAAUUUUGAAGUAAAGACAACAUGUUGAAACGCUGACAGAACGUCAAGAGUUACAAAAUGGCAAGCUGUUACAAUGUAGUUGGACAAUCGUCAAUAUUUAAAUAGUACAGCUACAUUGAAAUUUAUUUGCUAAAUGUGUACAGUCUUAUUUAAAUCUAAAUUAGUAAAACUUUUUUUAACAUAGGAAGGUCCAAAAAUGUUUCUUGGAUGUUCUCUAUAUGUAUAAAUUGUUUCUCCACUAAAACUACAUAGGUGUCACAUUUUUUGACACUUGGUGUACUACGUUUUUAGUGGUUGUUCGAAAAACACUUCCUUUCUGUCCAUUUCAGUAAUUGUGAUAUAAAAAGUUGUUUAACUUAACCAAUUUAAUGUUUCCGUUUGACAUAUGUUUAUAGGACCUUUUUUUAAAUGGUCUGUCUAUUAAUGUAGUAAAUCAAUUUUUGAAGCUUAUUUUUGUUACUUUUAGUAUAACUUUAAAAAUUGUUUAUUAAAUGGUGAACGGCAUAAUUGUUAUUAACAAAAUCAUAAUUAUUUACUCACAAAACAAAAUAUUUUAAAAAUGAUCAAACUCUUUAAUUACGUGAUUAAAUUUUUCACCUGCACUGUAUAUAUUUAUAUUAAGUAGAUUGAUUAUUUAUUUAUAUCAUAAUUUACUUUGUUUUGAAUUAGCGUACUUUAUUUAUAUAAUUUAUAUUUAUUUUUUAAUUUAACAUUUUAUUAACUAAGCUAAAAUAUUUGUUUUUAUCACUAAUUAUAAAUUUCAUGUUUUUUUGUAUCAGACUCACCAAUUAGGGCACUUUUUUAUUAUACUUAACUAUUUUAUAAACAAAAAAGUAAUUUUAUGGUAGAAAAUAUUAAAUCAAAUUAAAAACGGAGAGUUCUAACAUUUCCAUGUUUUUUUUUUCUAUAGUAAAAGUAUACAGAGUGAUUCAAUAUACGAUUAAAAAAUAUACAAUUGAGUGAGAAAUGUUAUUAAAAAAAUCCUUUCACAGGUCAUUUUGUUUUGAAAGUAAUUUUUUGAUGUGCAAAUUUCAUCACUCUUUCGACACUCUUCUCUCAUCAACUACUAAGAAAAAAUUUAAAUAGCACAAGUUAUUUGAAUUUUGAAAAUGGGUAUUUUUAAGUUUGAUCCUGAGAAAAUAAGUUGAGUUAUUCUGUAUACUUGAAACAGUCAUAGUUUCCUUAGUACUCUUCACUAUUUUUUAUAUCAUUAAUAGUAGUAGUUUGUAACUUCAAUAGUCACUUCCACUAAACAGUGUUCUGUAUUAUUUACUCCUUUCUAUGACUGUUAAUCACUGAAAAUUUAAACUAAAACUUAGAAAUCUAGGGUAGCUAUGUGUUAAGAGGCAACUUAAUGGAAAACAAAAAUUUUGUUGUCGGCUCAUGCAUAAUGGGUGUUUUAUAAAUUCGAUUAAAAUCGAAUAAAUCCGUAUUCAUCCAUUUUUCCGUUGGUUCUAUGUCCAUAAAUAAUAAAUAUUUGAUUAUUUGUCCUAUUUCCGAGCCUAUGGACCAUACGGAAUAUUUCCCGUCCCUAAAUGAAAAAAAAAAAAAAAUCAUUUCAAUACAAUAAAAAAUUGAUAUUAUUCAAUAAUUGCUUGAGGUAAUGCGAAUGGCGCAAAAAGGCUUAUUUAAAAGUUACAAAUUAAAAAGAUUCUUUCAGUUAGAAAAUAUAUUUGUUAAAGAAUCAAGACUUAGGCUACAGUUAAAUUGUCCAAUUUUUAUAAUAUGUUGGUACCACAACAUUUCCAUUUAUUAAUUCUACAGGGUGAUUUAAAAGUUUAUUAUGUUGCUUCUCAACAAAAAAGAAUGAGUGUUUAAUAAAAUUAAAAACAAGAAUAUACCUAUGAACUACAAAAAAAGCCUCACACAAGACUGGACUAUUAAAUAAAAUUAGGCCUUUAUUGAGUUACUACAAAAUUUGAAUUUAUUUGUUUUUGUAGUUCUUUAAGCUGUUAAAAGUAAAGUUUCAACUUUUAAAUGACCCUGUAUGUAUCAUUUCAGAAUUUUGAUAACGAUUUUAAAAACAUGUAUUUCUUUAUAAUAAUAAUAAGGGCCAGCCUAAGUACAGACUGAUUUGAAUCUUUUUGCGACAUUCAAUGCAAUAGAAAUUGUUUUGCUCAUUUCAGAGGUUGUUUUUUGGAUUCUAACUCAAAGUUAAAAAUCUAUUUUGAAAUAAAGCUGAAUUUGAUGUAUAAAAUAAAAAUAGGUCUAGAAAUAUUGUCUUUAAGUAGUCCUAAUUUGGAUAUAUGCAGUGAUGAAUGAAUAUGAAUUGUCUCUGUAAUACUAUUGUUAAAAUUUAGUUAUUGUUUUUAUGUGAUUGAUGUUACUUAAUAGUACCUAAUAUUUUUAAUAAAAUUAUAUCUGAUUAUUA
Molecule: messenger RNA, 7369 nt
Organism: Psylliodes chrysocephalus
Lineage: Eukaryota; Metazoa; Arthropoda; Insecta; Coleoptera; Chrysomelidae
Source: the annotation of a GenBank genome assembly